ACGGAAAUUCAGGAGGUUUUGUGAACAACCGACCAUCUUGAAAUUUACUCUCUUAUUCUUCGUGUUCGGUACUGUGUUGAUACCCAGUAAGCCGAAUUUCAAGUGAUAUAUUAGAUAUUACUAUAUCUGCUGUUUAUUAAUAACGAAACUAACAAUUACUAAUUAAUUUAAAAAAUGUCCAAACGACGGAUCGAUGUAAUAGACCCUUUUAUCAAAAAGAAACGGGAAGAACGAGGCAUAAGCAUUGCGGUUACAACCGCACCAUCCGGUUCAUCAAAUCCUUACACAGGUUUACCUUAUACACAAAAGUAUCAUGAAUUGUUUAGAAAAAGAAUUGGAUUACCAGUAUUCGAGUAUAGAGCUGAUUUUAUGAGGCUUUUAAAUGAGCAUCAAUGUAUAGUACUCGUGGGAGAAACAGGUUCUGGUAAAACUACACAAAUACCUCAAUGGUGUGUAGAAUAUUCGAGGACAGUGGGUACAAAAGGUGUAUGUUGUACUCAACCUAGGAGAGUGGCGGCAAUGUCAGUUGCUCAAAGAGUAUCUGAAGAAAUGGAUGUACCUUUAGGUCAGGAAGUUGGUUACAGUAUACGUUUUGAAGAUUGUUCUUCUGCAAAAACUAUACUCAAGUACAUGACUGAUGGUAUGUUAUUAAGGGAAGGAAUGAGUGAUCCUAUGUUGGAAGCUUACCAAUGUAUUUUACUUGAUGAAGCUCACGAGAGAACUUUAGCUACAGACAUUCUGAUGGGUGUUUUAAAAGAAGUUAUCAAACAAAGAAAGGAUUUGAAACUUGUUAUUAUGAGUGCAACAUUGGAUGCUGGUAAAUUUCAACAUUAUUUUGAUAAUGCUCCUUUAAUGAAUGUUCCUGGUCGAACUCAUCCAGUAGAAAUAUUUUAUACCCCAGAACCAGAAAGGGAUUAUCUGGAAGCUGCUAUUAGAACUGUGAUUCAAAUUCAUAUGUGUGAGGAAAUUCAAGGUGAUGUAUUACUUUUUUUGACUGGACAAGAGGAAAUAGAAGUGGCUUGUAAAAGGAUAAAAAGGGAAAUAGACAAUUUAGGUCCAGAAGUUGGUGAACUGAAAUGUAUACCUUUAUAUUCUACAUUACCUCCAAAUCUACAGCAGAGAAUUUUUGAAGAUCCUCCUCCAAAUAAACCUAAUGGAGCUAUCGGUAGAAAAGUUGUAGUAUCUACAAAUAUCGCUGAAACGUCUUUGACCAUUGAUGGUGUUGUUUUUGUUAUUGAUCCUGGAUUUGCCAAACAAAAGGUGUACAAUCCUAGGAUUAGGGUAGAGUCUCUGUUGGUUUCACCUAUUAGUAAAGCUUCAGCGCAACAAAGGGCGGGUCGUGCUGGGAGAACAAAACCUGGAAAAUGUUUCAGAUUAUACACAGAAAAAGCUUUCAAACAUGAAAUGCAGGACAAUACAUAUCCAGAAAUAUUGAGGUCAAAUUUGGGAUCAGUCGUACUUCAGUUGAAGAAGCUGGGUAUCGAUGACCUAGUACAUUUCGAUUUUAUGGAUCCUCCAGCACCUGAAACACUUAUGCGUGCAUUGGAACUACUUAAUUACUUAGCUGCAUUAGACGACGAUGGAAAUUUGACAGAUCUGGGAGCUGUAAUGGCGGAAUUUCCCCUCGAUCCUCAACUUGCCAAGAUGUUAAUUGCUAGCUGUAAUCACAAUUGUUCCAAUGAGUUAUUGUCGAUCACAGCAAUGUUGUCAGUCUCGCAGUGUUUCGUACGUCCAAAUGAAGCAAAAAAAGCAGCUGAUGACGCUAAGAUGCGCUUCGCACACAUUGAUGGAGAUCAUCUCACACUACUCAACGUCUAUCACGCAUUUAAACAAAGUAUGGAAGAACCACAAUGGUGCUACGAGAAUUUUGUCAACUACCGUUCGUUAAAAUCCGCUGACAACGUUAGGCAUCAACUUUCUAGAAUUAUGGAUAGAUUUAACUUGAAACGUACCUCUACAGAAUUUACAAGCAAAGAUUACUACAUCAAUAUUAGGAAAGCUCUUGUCAAUGGAUUUUUCAUGCAGGUGGCACAUCUUGAGCGAACAGGACAUUAUUUGACAAUUAAAGAUAAUCAAAUAGUACAACUCCAUCCAUCCACAUGUUUAGAUCACAAACCAGAAUGGGUCAUCUACAAUGAAUUUGUACUAACUACAAAAAAUUAUAUUAGGACUGUCACAGAUAUAAAACCUGAAUGGUUAUUAAAGAUAGCACCACAAUACUACGAUCUCAACAAUUUCCCACAAUGUGAAGCUAAACGACAAUUAGAAAUUCUCCAGAAUCGAUUAGAGUCCAAACAAUAUCAACAAGGAUUUUAAAAAUUGUUAUAUAAAUUCUUGACGACAUUAAGCAAACUUUUCAAUAACUAUUAUAUACUGAUAGAAUAAAUGUGUUGAAUCCAUUCCAAAAUAAAUAGUUGGGCUGUAACUCUGUUCCAAGGGUUAUGAGAACAGUUUCGUAUGAUUGAAAACUAAGCUUUCAAUGUAUAUUCUAAACCUUUUCAUGAUUGCAUUAGUUAAAAUCUAGUUAUUUCUUGUUUUAUAUAUCUCAUAUAAGGUGUAUUACAUUUCACAUUAAAUUAUGUUUGAAAUAAAGAAA
This is a messenger RNA of Diorhabda carinulata, 2596 nucleotides long. RefSeq names its product ATP-dependent RNA helicase DHX15 homolog (gene Dhx15). Bases 175 to 2316 code for a protein of 713 amino acids. Gene Ontology annotation, cellular component: intracellular anatomical structure; spliceosomal complex. Gene Ontology annotation, molecular function: ATP binding; RNA binding; RNA helicase activity. The transcript is spliced from 12 exons. NCBI's taxonomy places the organism in Eukaryota, Metazoa, Arthropoda, Insecta, Coleoptera, Chrysomelidae. The record is from RefSeq and is a predicted model, not a curated record.